Durusdinium trenchii is the source of this 1349-nucleotide messenger RNA. NCBI's taxonomy places the organism in Eukaryota, Dinophyceae, Suessiales, Symbiodiniaceae. The record is from the annotation of a GenBank genome assembly.
AUGUGCCGAAGAUGGACUUGCCGAAGCCCGGGGAGUCGCUCUUUGGAAAGCCCAGCAAGAACAAGCCCCUCGUCUUCCAUUCUUCAGGCGAAAGCUGAUCCAGCGCCUGCACCUGCCGCGCCCCAACGUUCGAGUCCUUCGACAGGGGGUGCCUCAGCCUACGAAGCACAGAAAGAGAAGAUGGAGGCUGAUCAACUGGAACGCUUGCAAAAGCUGGAGAGGGAGCAUCAGGACAAGCUGCGACAGAUGCAGGCUGACUUCGAGACCCGUCGCGAGGAACGCACGCAGCAGCUCCGCCAAGAGCUCGAGAGGAAAAGCAAGGCCGAGGCCGAGCGGCAGGUGGAUGAGAAGAUGAAGAUGCUGCGAGAGCAGCUGGAGUACGAGAAGCGCAGCAAGCUCGAGAGGGAUGUGGAAGAUCGGAUGAGACCAUCAGCUGCGGCCAUGGAACGCGAAGCUAGGGCAAAGAUGGAGAAGGAGGCGGAAGAAAAGGCUCAAGCGUUACUUCCGCAGUUCGAGAGCGAGGCGAAGGAGAAGCUCCAGAGGGAAGCGAUGUCCAAGGCUGAGGCAACCGUGCGGGUGGAAGAAGCAAAGCUGGAGGAAGAAGCUCGGGCCAAAAUCAUCCAAGAAAUAGAGGAGAGAGUCAGGAGAGAGGUGCCAGUCUUGGAGCAACAAGCACGUGAUGCGCUUCAGAAGGAGGCCAACGAGGCCGUGGCCUUGGAGCGACCGACACUGGAGCAGGCGGCACGCGAGAAGUUGACCAUGGAGGCGGAGGAGAAGAUACGCCUGUCGCAAGCCGCAGCCAUCGAACGCGAGGUUCGACAGAAACUUCUGGCCGAAAUGGAAACACAACUUAGGGGAAAUGCCGACUUGGAAGAGGAAGCUCGCGGGCGGGUGGCUAAAACUGCCACGCCUGGGCCAGCCAUGCCACCAGCUGCGCCACCAGCCGGGCCACCGGCCGUGCCACCGGCCGUGCCGGCGGCUCCGCGUCUUCCCACGCCAGCAGUGCCCAACAGCGUCAAGGUGCAUCUUCAGAUAUCGCAGGUGAAAGCGAGCAUGGAGAAGGAGAUCCGCGAACGCUUGCAGACCGAGAACUUCGAGGCAGAGGUCAAAGUGCGUUUGGAAGAGGAGAUUCGUGCCCGAUUGCAUGCAAAUGUGGAGGCCGAUGCUGAGCGGUCCUUUGGUGCCACCUUUGAGGCGAAGCGUCAGAGCUUGGAGGCGGAGUUCGCGCGGAAGGAGUUGCAGCUCCGAGAAGAGCAGGAAGCUCACCUGAAGAAACUGAAGGAGUCCAUGCCGGAAGGUGGUGCGGAUGGUUCGCAUGAACUUCAGGAGCCUCGCGAGGGUGUGACAGG